Molecule: messenger RNA, 1124 nt
Organism: Microdochium trichocladiopsis
Lineage: Eukaryota; Fungi; Ascomycota; Sordariomycetes; Xylariales; Microdochiaceae
Product: S-adenosyl-L-methionine-dependent methyltransferase
Exons: 6
Coding region: 49-954 (301 amino acids)
Molecular function (GO): methyltransferase activity
Source: RefSeq, a predicted model, not a curated record
GAAGAGCUCUCCACGGCGUCCCUGAGUUCCAGCCUCCGCGAGUUUCACAUGGUCCAUGGCCGUGCUUACCACAAGGACGAGAGUGGGUGGCCGAGCAACCGUACCACUGAUCGUUGCGACGGACACUUCCAGAAUCACCAGCUCCUUCUGACCUUUGACGGUCGCAAGUACUUCUCUCCUAAUGCCGAAACAGCAAAGAGGGUUCUUGAUGUUGGCACCGGCACCGGCAUUUGGGCCAUUGACUUUGCGGACGAGCAUCCCCACGCCGAGGUACGUUCCUUGUCUGAGUGUAGGCUGAACGGCACUCAUAAUCUCUGGGUUGUGGGAGUCGACAUUGCACCCAUCCAGCCUGGCUUGGUUCCUCCCAAUCUGCGUUUCGAGGUUGACGAUGUCGAAAAGCCUUGGACGUGGACACAGCAAUUCGACUACAUCUUCGUCCGCAUGCUUGUCGGCUCCCUGGCGAGCUGGGAGCCAUUCUUCAAGCAGGCUUACGAUACCCUCGAGCCUGGGGGCUGGAUCGAGCUCCAGGACCCCGGUACCCCCUCUGUCUCUGAUGACGGCACCUUGAAGGACAGAUCCCCUUUGUGGCAGCAUGACAGACGCUUCAUCCAGUCUGCUAAGAACCUUGGCCGCCCGAUCCAUCUCGCUGCCGACCACGACGAGCGCCUCAAGGACGCAGGAUUCAUCAACGUCGAGCGCAAGGUCUUCAAGUGGCCCAUCAACACAUGGCCCAAGAACCCCAAGCACAAGGAGGUCGGCUUGUGGACUCUGGCCAACAUCGAGGGCAAUCUCGAGACCAUCAGCAUGGCCCUGAUGACCCGCGGCCUAGGGAUAACUAGGGAGGAGGUGGAGGCCUUCCUCGUGGGCGUCAGGAAGGACCUUCGGGACCGCAGGAUCCAUGCUUACUGGCCGGUCUACGUGACCAUCGGCCAGAAGCCGUUGCUGGAGAACUAGACAGCUCAAAUUGCAUCAAGUCUUGACAGUUGGGAUCAAUAUUACGCGAACAUCGCACAUACAGAUUGGUCUCAUCUAGUAGCGCGGGGGCGGUGGGAGCAAGUGUUGAUGAUGAUUUAGUUUGGCAUUCAUUACAUCAAAUGGUAGCAUAUGCUGCACAACAGCACUCU